Molecule: messenger RNA, 2450 nt
Organism: Bufo gargarizans (Asiatic toad)
Lineage: Eukaryota; Metazoa; Chordata; Amphibia; Anura; Bufonidae
Gene: MTG1
Product: mitochondrial ribosome associated GTPase 1
Exons: 10
Coding region: 97-909 (270 amino acids)
Cellular component (GO): mitochondrion
Molecular function (GO): GTP binding; GTPase activity
Source: RefSeq, a predicted model, not a curated record
ACGUGACCCAGUGACGUCAGGAGGUCAGUUUCCUGUAUGAAGUUUAGCCACUACCCUUUAAUUUAGCUUCUAGGCAGUCGAACUUGAGCUGCGGCUAUGAGGCUUUCGUUUCUUCUUUGCCGGCCUUUUGACUUUGGGCAGCGAGAUGUCGCACAUUGGUUUCCAGGACAUAUGGCUAAGGGGCUUAAACAGAUGAGAGCAAAACUUUCCAAAGUUGACUGCAUUUUGGAAGUACAUGAUGCCCGAAUCCCUUUAUCUGGACGAAACCCUCUCUUUAAAGAGUAUCUUGGAAUUAAACCUCACUUACUUGUGCUCAACAAGAUUGACUUGGCAGACCCCUCUCAUCGAAAGAGAAUUGCUACUCAGCUAGAGAAACAGGGAGUUGGAAAGAUCAUUUACACUGAUUGCAUCAGAGAAGAGAACAUCAGACAGAUUGUUCCAGCUAUUACUGAACAGAUUGGAAGUAACACUCAGUUCAACAGAGCAGAGACUACAGAAAUAUCCAUUAUGAUGACUGGAAUUCCCAAUGUGGGAAAAUCCUCUCUGAUAAAUGCUCUUCGCAGAAUACAUAUAAAGAAAGGGAAAGCCUCUAAAGUCGGAGGAGAACCUGGAAUAACUCGCUCAGUGCUUUCUAGAAUACAGGUUUCAGAAAAUCCUCUCAUCUAUCUCUUGGACACACCAGGAGUCCUUUCACCCCGCAUUGAGUCGGUUGAGAUAGGAAUGAAGUUGGCAAUAUGCGGAACAAUUCUUGAUCAUUUGGUGGGUGAAGAUAUAAUUGCUGAUUAUCUCCUUUAUAUGCUAAAUCAGCAUCAACAGCACAGAGUCCCAAAGAAUGGUCAACGAAGGCCACUGCUAAAGUUAAAAGGGAUUGUGCGAUUUGUAAGAAGAGGCUAUCCCCUGUUUGGCUGAAACCCUUGUGUAAUGAUUGCAUUAAAAAAGACGGUAGAAGAGAAAUCCUCGUCUUUUCUGAAAAAUAUUAAAGAGCUGAUCAAAGAUAAAGAAACUUCUGUUUUAAAGGUUUUUAAAAGGCCCCUUCCCACUACUUCCCGAAGUAAACCAUCUUCCCCUGUAGAGGCUUCCAACACAGAUUUUUCAGAAGAUGAGGACGAAGGAGAAUUAUAUAGAGACUCUUCCUCUUCUUGUGGUGAUGAAGCGACAUGGAAACCCCUAGCCUUUCUGGAAGAUACUGACAUUCUACUUAAAGAUAUUAGGGCUACAAUGAAAUUUAAUGACUGUAAAGAACAUAAAUCAAUUCAGGAUAUUAUGUUUUGGGAUUUGGGCCAUAAGAGUUUUCCCCCUUAAUGAUAAUAUUAAAUAUUUAAUCCAAAAUGGAAAAGGCUGAAUAAAAAUGUUUACCACCUUGUGAAUAUAAAGCGUAAAUACGCGUUUGAAGAAGAGGAAUCCUCCUGCUUGGAUAGAGCCCCAAAAGUUGAGGCACCUGUGGCAAAAAAUGCCUUUUAAAGAUCUGCAUUAUAGUUUGAGGAUUUGGGGACCUUAAAAUACUCAAUGGGUAGGAAAGCAGAAAUAUACCUCAAAAAAGCUUGGGAAUCCUCUAGCCAAUCCUUUGAACCUAACAUCACUGCAUCUUCCAUGGCUAGGUCCCUAAAAUUGGGCUCCAAGAACUAGAAUCGCAUAUUCAUGAUAAAACCCCUAGAGACCAAUUUUUAUCAGUCAUUCCUAUCAUUAUGAAAGCGGUUGAUUUUAUUUCGGAUACCUCGGCAGAUUCAUUAAGGCUUAAUGCAAUAAUCGCAGCUUUCUCCAAUUCUGCGAGAAGGGCUCUUUGGUUAAAAAAUUGGUCGGCAGAUUCAAGGUCUAAAAAUAAAUUAUGCUCCCUUCCUUGUCACAGGGAAUUUCUCUUUGGCCCCAUGCUUGAUGAGGUUCUUGAAAAGGCCUCAGUUAAGAAGAAGGGCUUUCCAAAACCUUUCACUUCCACACAAAAAUGUGUUGUUGUUUUUUUCACACCAACAGGAAAAAUCUGUUCAGUGGGGCCAGAAAAGACAGGUCAUGAAAGGAAUCCUACCCUAAUAAAAGAGAUAAGGGUUUCCUGUUUAGUUCCAAAUCUAUCUCCAAAGACAAACCUAAUAAGCAUUGAUGCCAGAUACCCAGUGGGGGCAAAAUAUCCUUUUUUUCUCAGGCCUUGGAAGAAAUAGCAAGGAGCCCUUUGAAAACAUUCCCAUAUAAAAAAAAAUCAGUUUGAAUUUUCUAACUCCCCUCCAGAAAGACAAAAAAUUACAGACGUUACUGGGACAUCAGAAAGAGCAUUUUUCUUAAAGCAAGACAUUUUUGUCCUUCUAGACAAGUUCUGUUCCCCGUGCUGCAAAGCGAAAGAGGGAGAGAUUUCUACUCCAGUCUGUUUCCGGUGCCAUGAUUCCGAUUUCGCAUGAUAUCUAAAAGUCUUGAAUCAGUACCUAACUUACAUAAAGUUCAGGAUGGAGUCGAUUCAGUCUACA